This is a messenger RNA of Melopsittacus undulatus (budgerigar), 1738 nucleotides long. RefSeq names its product solute carrier family 22 member 16 (gene SLC22A16). Bases 89 to 1738 code for a protein of 549 amino acids. Gene Ontology annotation, biological process: transmembrane transport. The transcript has 8 exons. The record is from RefSeq and is a predicted model, not a curated record. NCBI's taxonomy places the organism in Eukaryota, Metazoa, Chordata, Aves, Psittaciformes, Psittaculidae. Gene Ontology annotation, cellular component: membrane.
GGCUCUCGGCUCCGAGCUGCUCUUCGACUCCCUGGGACACUUCGGCAGAUUUCAAGCAUGUGUUUAUUUUGCAACUGUCUUUCAAGCUAUGUCAUGUGGUAUCCAUUACUUAGCAUCUGUGUUCAUGGCUGUUACUCCUAAAUUUGUAUGUGGGACCCCUGGAAAUGUGAGUAGUAUUCUUUUCCACAACUCCUCCGUAUCAAGUAUAGAGGACAUCUGGACACUAUGGGCAUCAGCGGAAAAUUACAUUGUAGUCCAGCUGGAAAAUGGAGAAAUUUGGGAACUUGAUCAGUGCAGCAGGUCCAAACGAGAAGUCAGUUUGGAUCUGACAUAUGAAUAUGAAGGCAACAAGUCCGUAUUUUCUUGUUCUGAUGGAUUUCUCUAUGAUGAUACAAAGUGGAAGAGCACUGUUGUUACACAGUGGGAUCUGGUCUGUGACCGAGAAUGGCUUGCAAAAUUAAUCCAGCCUACAUUCAUGCUUGGAGUCUUGUUUGGAGCAGUGAUUUUUGGUGACAUUGCUGACAGACUGGGAAGACAGCGUGUUAUAUGGUUCACAAGUACUGGUCAGUUUGUAUUUGGCAUCGCAGUGGCCUUCACAUUCGACUACUACAGUUUUGUGAUUGUGCGCUUCCUCCUUGCUAUGGUUUCAAGUGGCUAUCUGGUUGUGGCUUUUGUUUAUGUGACUGAAUUUGUUGGCAUUAAAGCACGAACCUGGGCUUCUAUGCAUGUCCAUGCUUUUUUUGCUAUGGGAAUUAUGGUUGUGGCACUUGUGGGAUUUUUGGUUCGGACCUGGUGGGUCUAUCAGAUAUUUCUCUCCAUAGCAACUCUUCCCUUUAUCUUAUGCUGCUGGAUGCUCCCAGAAACACCUUUUUGGCUCCUGUCAAAGGAAAGAUAUGAAGAUGCACAAAAAGUAAUUAAUAUAAUGGCAAGAUGGAAUAAAGUAAGCACUCCCUGCAAAGUUUCUGAACUCUACUCUGUCCAACAAGAUGAUCUAGUGAGUGGCAGAAUGGGUGACAGUGACACAUCCUCAACAAAGAAGCACAACAUCUUAGACCUGUUUUGUAACUGGCACAUUGCAAGAAGGACCAUCACAGUCUGGCUGAUCUGGUUCACUGGAAGCUUGGGGUACUACGUCUUCUCCCUCAGUUCUGUCAGUCUAGGAGGCAAUGAAUAUUUAAAUCUCUUUCUCAUAGGUGCUGUGGAGUUGCCUUGCUAUGUCAUUGCUUGCAUUGGGAUGGACAAACUGGGAAGGAGAAACACACUCAUUCCGUUCCUUAUUUUAAGUGCACUGAUCUGUGUUUUAAUUAUGUUCAUACCUCAGGAUUUCAAUAUAUUAAUUAUCUUGGCAAAUAUGGCUGGAAAAUUUUCAAUAGGUGUGGCAUUUGGCCUCAUAUAUCUCUACACAGCAGAACUAUACCCAACAAUUGUAAGAUCACUUGCUGUUGGAAGUGGAAGCAUGAUGUGUCGUGUAGGAAGUGUGGUUGCUCCUUUCUGUGUAUAUCUGAGAAGUGUCUGGAUUUUCAUGCCACUUUUGCUUGUUGGGAUCAUGGCUCUUCUGAGUGGAAUAUUAACAAUAAUGCUUCCAGAAACACUGGGAAAACCAUUGACUAAUACUUUGGCAGAAGCUACAGAAAUUGGAAGAAACAAGACAAGCUGUUCAGAAAAGACUCCUCCAGCACAUAGUGGUGCACCAUUAGAAAAGAUAGAGAUGUUUGGUCAAGAAAACAGUCAGCACUGA